Molecule: messenger RNA, 1339 nt
Organism: Haplochromis burtoni (Burton's mouthbrooder)
Lineage: Eukaryota; Metazoa; Chordata; Actinopteri; Cichliformes; Cichlidae
Product: WAP four-disulfide core domain 2
Exons: 8
Coding region: 81-1106 (341 amino acids)
Cellular component (GO): extracellular region
Molecular function (GO): peptidase inhibitor activity
Source: RefSeq, a predicted model, not a curated record
UAAACACACAAGGAUCUGGCAUCCUUUAACUGGCCUGUUCAGUCAGUGGUUGUGCACAAUCUUUGGAGCAAGAGGUGAACAUGGACAAACUGUCAUCUACAGUUUAUGUGUUGAUUGUAGCACUUUGUGCAUUUCCGCACUUUGGCACUGUUUUUCAUGCACAUGCUUUGAGAAGAGGUGGCAUUUCGACAGCAAAGCCAGGAGUGUGUCCUGUCAGGUACUACAUACAUGCAGAUUGUACCGAAUCUUGCUCUAAAGACAGUGACUGCCACGAUAAUGAGAAGUGCUGCUCCAACGGAUGUGGACAUGAGUGCAUGGCUCCAGUCAUAGAAUGUCCACGCCAUCUUAAUCUUGCUCUGUCACGUAAGGGGUAUGAGGACUGUCCUAGAGACCACAUAUGCUGUGUCUACGAUGGUGAAGAAGUCUGUGUCCCUCCUGUUUCCACAAAGCCAGGAGUGUGUCCUCGUCGGCGCUUAGACUUUGGACAUUGUGCUGAAAUUUGCUCUAAUGACAGAGACUGCCCCAAUAAUGAGAAGUGCUGCUCCAACGGAUGUGGACAUGAGUGCAUGGCUCCAUUGUCAGAAUGUUCACGCCAUCUUAAUCUUGCUCUGUCACGUAAGGGGUAUGAGGACUGUCCUAGAAGCCACAUAUGCUGUGUCUAUGAUGGUGAAGAAGUCUGCGUCCCUCCUGCUCCCAUAAAGCCAGGAGUGUGUCCUCACAGACACUUGGGCCACGGACGUUGCCUUGAAUCUUGCUUUAAUGACAGAGAUUGUCCCUUUUUUGAGAAGUGUUGCUCCAAUGGAUGCGGACAUGAGUGCAUGGCUCCCUACAAAGUAAAGCCAGGAGUGUGUCCUCGCAGGCGCCUGGGCUACGGACGGUGUGCUGAAUUUUGCUCUAAUGACAGUGACUGCCCCGACAAGGAAAAGUGCUGCUCCAACGGGUGUGGACAUGAGUGCAUGGCACCGUACGUAGUGAAGCCUGGCGGCUGUCCUCUGCCUGAGACCACCCCCAUGUGUGCUGAGUACUGCUAUCACGAUGGUCAGUGUCCAGGAGAUCAUAAGUGCUGCAGGACUACCUGUGGUCAUGCAUGCAGUGAGCCCUGCUAAGGAAGUCCAUCAUCUACAUUAAACAUCUCUCCUUUUUAAACGGACACAUUUUUCCCACAAAGAAAAAGUAGCCUGUUUGCAUUUAUUCCUUGUUCUCUUUUUUUUUUUACCGCGUGUAUUCUUACUUCAGUGUGAAAAACAGUAUAUCUGUUCCAUUUCUAAUUAAAGCCUUAGAGUAUGAUGCAUUGUUUUUGUUGUUUUUGUAUGACCAAUAAAAAUAGCCCAAUCCUGUA